Messenger RNA from Gymnodraco acuticeps, 1779 nucleotides. RefSeq lists its product as uncharacterized. Bases 171 to 1196 code for a protein of 341 amino acids. The transcript is spliced from 8 exons. The record is from RefSeq and is a predicted model, not a curated record. Lineage: Eukaryota; Metazoa; Chordata; Actinopteri; Perciformes; Bathydraconidae.
CUAAACAGAGUCACCUAUUGGUUGAAUCACUCGAGGCUUUUUAUAACACUUACGCAAAAAUGUUUUGUAACUGUUCCGCGUGUUGUUGAGAACUGAAGAGCUGUUUCGGAUACGUCUUGUAGGAAACAUAAAGCUGCCCCUAGUAGCUCUUCCCCGGCACAAACCGCAGGAUGUCCCCGGUGCCCAAAGUGAGACUUUCCGGAGGUCUGGAGAUCUGCCGGGUGCUGAACGGGAUGUGGCAGGUGUCCGGGGCUCACGGAGCCGUGAAUAAUCCCAAAGCAGUGGAGGCCAUGCAGGCCUACGUAGAUGCUGGUCUGACCACAUUUGACAUGGCAGACAUUUAUGGGCCUGCAGAGGAUAUAUUUGGACAGUUUAACAACCAGAGGUGCAAAUCUGGAAACAGCACCCCAGGUCUGCAGAGUCUGACCAAAUACGUGCCUCGACCGGGACCAAUGGACCGCAAGGUGGUGCUGAAGGCGCUGCAGCGCUCCAUGGCCCGUAUGCACGUGGACAGUCUGGACUGUGUUCAGUUCCACUGGUGGGACUAUAGAGACAAAAGAUACCUGGAGGCACUGGGACACCUGUCCGACCUGCAGCAGGAGGGACUUAUACGAGAGCUUAGCCUCACUAACUUUGACACACAGAGGCUGGAGGAGAUCACCAGCAGAGGCAUCCGCAUCUCGAGCAACCAGGUUCAGUACUCUUUGAUAGACCAGCGCCCUGCAGCCAGGAUGGAGCAGUUCUGUGUGGCUAACAACAUUCAGCUCCUCACCUAUGGCACACUGGCUGGCGGUUUACUCUCAGAGCGUCAUCUGGGGAAGACGGAGCCCAACUCCAGGGCGGAGCUCUACACCGCCUCCCUCUCCAAGUACAAGAAGAUGAUCGACUCUUGGGGGGGCUGGAGCCUUUUCCAGGACCUCCUCGUUGCCUUGGAGACCGUUGCCAGGACACACGACUGCUCGGUGGCCAGUGUAGCAACGCGGUACGUGCUGGACCGCCCUGCGGUGGGCGGGGUCAUCGUGGGCUGCCGGCUGGGCAUCUCUGGGGCAGGGCAGCACCUCAGCGACACUCUGCGGAGCUGCAGCCCCGCCCUGAAGCUGACGGAGGGAGAUCUCGCCGCCAUCGAGACAGUGACACGACGCUCCAGGGACCUCAUGGCGCUCAUCGGGGACUGCGGGGAUGAGUACAGGAGCUAAAGUGGGGGAAGGGGGGAGUAACUAACUGGGAGUGACAGAUGGGGUGAGGAGGAGGAGUAAAGUAAGGGAUAGGAGAAACAUCUCACAUAUCUACCCAUAGUAGAAAAGACUAAAUGCAUCUCCAUUAUACAUAACCAAAGUAUUUCACUAAACAGGGACUUCCGUUUUCUUUUAUAUAACUUCUGAAGAUUAUGUGUUUUAAUUUUUUCUAAUGAAUAUUGGAUGCUGAUAACCAGAUUAAACACUUUUCUCCCGCAGCAUGUGCUUACACUGCUUUGUUAAUGUGGGGGAGAAGAUAUUUUUCAGGCUUUAAUUGAGUUACAAUGAGACACACAAACACUCAGUGAUAAGUAAUCACAUGAAAGUGUCUAGUAAGUAGACACAAAGCUCUAGAAUUAAGAAAAAGUUCAGUGCCUAAACUAUUAUUUUAAGAUUUAAUGCUGUGAUUUUAAAUAUAUAUGGUUUAUACAUAAUGAGAUAUUUCAUUAAUGAAAUUCUGAGCUUUUGAGUUGGAUGUAAUGUUGUCAAAAUGCAAAUCAGCUUGAACAAGUGCUUUGGGUUUAAUAAAAUGUUUUCCAUCAUG